Molecule: messenger RNA, 1911 nt
Organism: Electrophorus electricus (electric eel)
Lineage: Eukaryota; Metazoa; Chordata; Actinopteri; Gymnotiformes; Gymnotidae
Product: GDP-L-fucose synthase
Biological process (GO): nucleotide-sugar biosynthetic process
Molecular function (GO): GDP-L-fucose synthase activity
Source: RefSeq, a predicted model, not a curated record
UUGUGCUUGACGUAACCCAACAUGUGCAUGUUAGCUGGCUGGCUACGUGGCACAUCCUUGUGUAGUUUUGUUUCUACCGAUACUGAGAUAGGCAGAUCCAGGUCGAAGAUGCAGGGAGAGACUAGGAUGAUGCGUGUAAUGGUAACAGGGGGCAGUGGUCUGGUGGGCAAAGCCAUAGAGCGAGUGUUGCAGGAAGAAGGUGCGAGAGAGGGGGAGGAGUGGAUCUUCCUCACCUCUAAAGAUGCCAACUUAAUGGAUCUAGAAGAGACAAGAGCUGUCUUCCAGAAACACCGCCCUACCCACGUUAUUCAUCUGGCAGCCAUGGUGGGUGGUCUCUUCAAAAACAUGAGACAGAACCUGGACUUUUGGAGAAGCAACAUGUACAUCAAUGACAACGUACUGCAGACAGCCCAUGAGGUCGACGUGGUGAAAGUUGUGUCCUGUCUGUCCACCUGCAUCUUUCCCGACAAAACCACCUACCCCAUUGAUGAGACUAUGAUCCACAAUGGUCCUCCUCACGACUCCAACUUUGGUUAUGCCUAUGCUAAAAGAAUGAUUGACGUCCACAACAGGGCAUAUUUUGAAAAAUAUGAUCGGCGGUACACAGCUGUUAUCCCCACAAAUGUGUUUGGCCCCCAUGACAACUUCAACAUAGAGGAUGGUCAUGUUCUGCCAGGACUUAUACACAAGACUUACAAAGCACAGAAGGAGGGCACAGCUCUGCACGUUUGGGGUUCUGGUCGUCCACUGCGGCAAUUCAUCUAUUCUUUGGAUCUGGCUCGUCUCUUUCUGUGGGUACUGAGAGAAUAUGAUGAGGUGGACCCUAUUAUACUGUCAGUUGGAGAGGAGGAUGAGGUGUCCAUCAAGGAAGCUGCCAAUGUAGUGGUCCAAGCCUUAGAGUUUAAAGGUGAAGUGGUUUAUGACACAAGUAAAGCUGAUGGUCAGUUUAAGAAAACAGCCAGCAACACCAAGCUCCGGAAAUAUCUUCCUGAAUUCACCUUUACACCCUUUCCAGAAGCCAUCAAGAAGACCUGCGAUUGGUUCGUGGACAAUUACGACAUUGCUCGGAAAUGAGGAAUUUCUAUGCAUUACAGUCCAAAUGCAGAACUUCCAAUAUUAAUUUCACCUUCUACAAAUGAGAUGAGAAACAAGUCAACAAAGGUUAAAGGAGAGAGAAAGAGAGAGAGAAGUAAUAAAAAUUGCAGUGUAGUUUCCAGAGAGGUUUUGGUCAGAGGUCCUUUAUCAGCUGCACAAGCAAAGUGCUUCUUUAAGGACUUCUUUGAGAAACAUCCUGUUUUUAUGGAAACCUUGUUUACUUCACCUCAAUUUUUACUACCUCUACACCUUAUAUUACAGUACACUGUUUUGGUUUGGGUUUGGGUUUUUGGACAAUCUGCUGUAAUUGCUACAUGGGCUUUAACAGGGGGUAUAGGUUUUAUACGACAACCCACAUGUUCUUUUAAUCUUGCUAAAGUCUGUUUGUAUUAAAGUACCUUAAGUUAUGACAAAUCUUUUCUUUAUGUAUUUUUAUGGUGAGAUUGCAUUUUCUACAGUUUUGAGGAAAAUGUGGACUAUUUGGUAAUUAACUUAAUUUCUGCAUAUAUGUCUCCUAUUAUUUGGUCCAAUUUUCAUCCAAGUCAUAAUAAUAGACAUUUAACAAACAAUAAUAUUUUACUAUACCAUAUCCUAUCUAUACCAUAUACUAAACCAAAGGCUCAAACGAUCAAAGUUAGUGGUGGAAAUAGUAUGUGAGCUAAUGGAACUACUGUUCAGUGGAACUUUGGUUAAAUAGGUGGAUCUCCUUUAGUGUCAGUAACCUUAAAAUAAGCUUUCUGUAUCUGUCAUGAUCAGUCCAGUGUAGUGGUUUGGAGGUAUAUUGUCCCAUUUGUCAAUACAAAACUUUCUAUGCGA